AGCAGCAGCAGCUGUUUUUAUUCAAGAGAUGAUCCAUUAAAGGAAGGAGGCAGGAUACAUCGUCUUGAGUGGCUUUGGCAGGCUCUGGAAAUCUCUUCCUACACACCAUGGUCCUCGGUGCAGUAAGUGCAGCUCUGGGGCGACUGUUUCCAAAUACUCGCUCUGUCUCCAUCUGCUGGAAAGAGCUGCUGGACCCGACCAGUAUCCGGGAUACACCGAGCUCAGAUGCAUAAAGGAGACACAGCCAAAAUAGCGGAUCGAGGCCCCAGUUUCUUUUUCUCUUUUUAAAUAAUGUGGUCAGUUUACAUGGUAGAAAAUUGGGAGAAAUGAGGGCUUCUCCUCUGCCUUCUCCGCCUCUCGGAUUUGCACGUAUCGCCGAAUUUCCUCCACACCGCAGCCAGUGAAAGCAGCAGCAUCCAGGGAGCCAGAGUCCCCCGCCGUCCUCCCGUGAAACCGUCACGGCGCCGAGGCCAAAAGCGCAUGGGAACAUGGCUGCUAUGAGGACUUUGACCGUGGCGGGGCUGUUUUUGGCGUUCUGCGCGCUGGGCUUGAUCGCCGUGGCGAUCAGCACCGACAACUGGUACGAGACGGACGCCCGGCGACACCGGGAGCGCUGCAAGAAUUACUCCAACAAAAGGAACGACCCAGGCUACAUCUACAUCUCCAACAACAACCUCCCGCUCCGCAUGCUGCCGAGGGAGAAGCACGCAGAGAGGAAGGGCGACAUUCUGCUGCGGGCCAAGAGGCACUUCUUGCCUCCCGCGUCGGCCAUGGAGUCCCUCUGCAGUCGACACUUUAACUCCACCAUCACCGGGCUGUGGAGAAAGUGCCACCGGGAGGGAUUCGACCUGGAGACGGAGGAUUUGAUCUUUAAAGGAUUGGUUCCGCGCUGCACAACCAUAAAAUACUACUACUCUUCUGCAGCGCUGCCCAGAAACCUGCCAAUCAAUCUAACAAAGACCAUCAGGCAGGAUGAGUGGCACGCACUCCACCUCCAGAGGAUGACUGCCAGCUUCAUUGGCAUGGCCAUAUCCAUCAUCCUGUUUGGCUGGAUCAUAGGCGUGCUGGGCUGCUGUCAGGAGCACGAUCUGAUGCAAUAUGUGGCUGGACUCCUCUUCCUCAUGGGAGGGACAUGCUGCAUAAUCUCCCUCUGCACAUGCGUGGCCGGGAUCAACUUUGAACUGUCCCGCUAUCCCCGCUACAUGUUUGGUAUACCGGAGGACAUCAGUCACGGUUACGGCUGGUCCAUGUUCUGUGCUUGGGGCGGACUCGGCCUGACGUUGCUGGCAGGCUUCCUGUGCACACUGGCUCCUUCCCUCUACCCUCCACACACUCCAGUGGCUCACAAGCCCAGACAGGAGAACGGCUGCGUGUGACAGGGCGUGACCACCCAAACAGAUGCUUGUCUCAUCCUGAAACAGUACUGAGCCUCGCUCCGCAGACAGUUUCAUCCAGGGUCUCUGAGAGCCCUUAGACAGAGAAAAAGCACAGGCUCCCAGACAGACAAAAUGAUAAAGAGAAGGCAUUUGACUGAAGUUCAGUUCAUCUGGUGCUUUUUUUCUGAAUGAACUCGUAUGUGUCAUUGCUUGCUCUCCAAGAGGGGGACAUGAUCAUUUCUUCCUAUAAAUUCUGCUACAUCGAGAUGAAGAGAAAUGGAAAAAGAUAAGCUGGCAGAAGUUCAAUAGCACAACUUUGAAAUAAACUGUACUGAAGAGAAAAUUAUUGAUGUGCAUCACCACAUUUCAAAGGGCAACUGUGUAUCAUUAUGUACCCAUUAAAAACUAUAAAUAUGUACAUGUACUUUUUGAAGUGUAUGUAUGCAGAUGCAUUUGUGUUUAUUCAAGGAAAAAAAUAUGAGCAUUAAGACCAAACUGUGUUUGAGGGAAACGUUUUGUUUGUUCUCGAGGUCUUACCUUCAUCAAGAUAUUUUUUUGGAAAAAAAUAAAAAAUAAAAGAGCCAUGCAAAACUAA
Messenger RNA from Fundulus heteroclitus (mummichog), 1971 nucleotides. It is a transcript of the gene tmem276a, whose product is annotated as transmembrane protein 178B. The record is from RefSeq and is a predicted model, not a curated record. Lineage: Eukaryota; Metazoa; Chordata; Actinopteri; Cyprinodontiformes; Fundulidae. The transcript is spliced from 4 exons. Gene Ontology annotation, cellular component: membrane. Bases 489 to 1376 code for a protein of 295 amino acids.